This is a messenger RNA of Talaromyces rugulosus, 1068 nucleotides long. RefSeq lists its product as uncharacterized. Gene Ontology annotation, cellular component: eukaryotic translation initiation factor 3 complex, eIF3m. The coding region runs from base 1 to 1068 and encodes 355 amino acids. Gene Ontology annotation, biological process: translational initiation. The record is from RefSeq and is a predicted model, not a curated record. Lineage: Eukaryota; Fungi; Ascomycota; Eurotiomycetes; Eurotiales; Trichocomaceae. Gene Ontology annotation, molecular function: metallopeptidase activity; translation initiation factor binding; translation initiation factor activity. The transcript has 3 exons.
AUGGCUGAGACCGACUCGUUUCUGCAUCUCGCGCGGCCCUUGGGCCCUGUGACGGUGGGGUCUGCACCAACCACCGCCCCUCUGAAUGUGGUGAUCCAGCCUCAGGCCAUUUUCUCCAUCCUCGACCACUCCCUCCGCCGCAACGCCGACCAGGACCGUGUUAUUGGCACGCUACUGGGCACCCGAAGUGAAGAUGGCACCGAAGUCGAAAUCCGAAGCUGUUUUGCCGUCGGCCACACCGAGACCACCGACCAGGUCGAGGUCGAUAUGGAGUAUCAGAAACAAAUGCUGACGCUGCACCUGCGAGCCAACCCGCGCGAAGUGCUCGUCGGCUGGUACGCCACCUCGUCAGAGCUCAACACGUUUUCCGCCCUGAUUCAGAAUUUUUACGGCGGCCAAGGCGACGGCACAUGGCCUCACCCGGCCGUGCACCUGACUGUCUCGACUGAGCCCGGCAAGGACAUUGAAACGCGCGCCUACAUUUCGGCUCCAGUGGGCGUCACCGCAGAGCGCGCUGCCGAUAGCGCUGCUUUUAUCCCCGUGCCGUAUGAGAUCCGGUAUACCGACGCGGAGAAGAACGGUUUGGAGGCUAUUGCCAAUGCUCGCGACACUGAGGAGCGAACCACCGGUAUCUUCACCGAUGUCGAGGCCCUGGAGCGCGCGGUCGAGGAGGUCAUUGGCAUGAUUGACCGUGUGUCCAAGUAUGUCGAGGCCGUGAUUGACGAGGAGGCGCCUGCGUCGACGGCACUUGGCCAGUUUCUGCUGAAUGCCCUUGCCCUGGCUCCCAAGGUUGAGCCGGCUGACAUUGAGCGCGAUUUCAACAAACACAUCCAAGACAUCCUGGUCGUCUCGUACCUCGCCAACACCAUCCGCACGCAGAUGGAGCUGUCGAACCGACUGGCGACUGCUCAGAUCACGCUCGGCGGCGGCGAAGGAGCCAACGCAGGUGAGUCUGGCAACAACCAGCGCGGUGGACAGCGAGGCGGCAGGGGAGGCGGCCGCGGCGGCCGUGAGGGCCAGCAGCAGCAGCGCAACCAGGAGCGCAAUGCCGAGGAGGUUCGGGCUUAA